GCCUGGGGGCAGCUGGCUGGCGCGAGGCCCCCGCGUGAUCCAGCCAGAGGCGGUCCCCUGGCUGAGAGGCUCUGGGGCCCGGAGCGGCGCCUAUGAGCAGUGCGGCGGCUGGGCCCGACUGCUGCGGAGGCCUCGGCAGCAUCGACUGGAGGCAGGCAGACUUCUGCAUUAUGACCCGGCUGCUGGGCUCUGUGGACCCCGCCGAACCCUGCUUUGUGGCCGCCGUCCUCACCAUCAUCUUCAAUCCGCUCUUCUGGAACGUGGUUGCAAGAUGGGAACACAAAACCCGGAAGCUGAGCCGAGCCUUGGGCUCCCCCUACCUGGGCUGCUAUGCGCUGGGUGGGGUCAUCCUGCUGCUGAAUGUCUUGCGCUCCCACUGCUUCACACAGGCCAUGCUGAACCAGCCCACGACGGACAGCCUCCAGGACCCCUCGGCCCGCUGGCUGGGCCUCGCGCUCCUGGGCGUCGGCUGCCUGCUGGUUCUCUCCAGCUUCUUUGCGCUGGGCUUCACCGGGACCUUCCUAGGCGACUACUUCGGGAUCCUCAAGGAGGCCAGAGUGACCAGCUUCCCGUUUAACAUCCUGGACAACCCCAUGUACUGGGGCAGCACCGCCAACUACCUGGGCUGGGCCAUCAUGCACGCCAGCCCCGCCGGCCUGCUGCUGACUGCGGUCGUGGCCUUUACCUACGUGCUUGCCACCCUGUAUGAGGAGCCCUUCACCACUGAGAUUUACCGGCAGAAAGCCUGCCGGUCCCGCAAGGGCAGCUGACCGGCUCACUGACAUCUGCACCUCCCGGCCUGCCCCCCGAGUGCCAAAUGAAGGGGUGAAUGGUGCCCGGCUGCUGCUCGGCGCCUGCUGGCGUGGCCGCUCCAGUGCCUUGGAAACUGUUGCCGUGGGGCCUUGCACGUGCUACCGCGUGACCCGAGCCCCAGCCAACCUCGUCACAUUUCGUCACCAAUAAAGGCCCCUGAGCCUCUGGGUGUCUGUCUGUCCAGG
This is a messenger RNA of Molossus molossus (Pallas's mastiff bat), 998 nucleotides long. It is a transcript of the gene PEMT, whose product is annotated as phosphatidylethanolamine N-methyltransferase. NCBI's taxonomy places the organism in Eukaryota, Metazoa, Chordata, Mammalia, Chiroptera, Molossidae. Gene Ontology annotation, molecular function: phosphatidylethanolamine N-methyltransferase activity. Gene Ontology annotation, biological process: phosphatidylcholine biosynthetic process. The transcript has 7 exons. The record is from RefSeq and is a predicted model, not a curated record. Bases 93 to 770 code for a protein of 225 amino acids.